UUCCCCCACAGUGUCACGGAGCUCUGUGAUUCUGAGGAAUAACGAGUGCCAGCACCCACCUCGCUGUCUCCUUUUAUCUGCAGGUGUUCCAGAAACUUCAAAAUGCGUCUGGAAGAGCUGAAAAGACGGCGGAAUCCUCUGGAACAAGUUAAUGAUGGAAAAUAUUUACUUGAAAACCACCAGCUGGCCAUGGAUAUGGAGAAUAAUAUUGAAAAAUAUCACCUCAAUCUACAGCCCUUGGAAUCAAAGGUCAAAAUCAUCCAGCGCGCAUGGCGUGAGUACCUGCAGAGGCAGGACCCCCUGGAGAAGCGAAGCCCGUCUCCGCCCUCGGUGUCCUCGGACAAGCUGAGCAGCUCGGUCAGCAUGAACACCUUCUCUGACAGCAGCACGCCGGAUUACCGAGAGGAUGGGAUGGAUCUAGGCAGUGACGCCGGCAGCAGCAGCAGCAGUAGCCGCGCCAGCUCGCAGUCCAACUCCACCAAAGUGACCCCUUGCUCCGAGUGCAAGUCCUCAUCGUCGCCGGGGGGCAGCCUGGACUUGGUGUCUGCGCUGGAGGACUAUGAGGAGCCCUUCCCGGUCUAUCAGAAGAAGGUGAUUGAUGAGUGGGCGCCGGGGGAGGACGGCGAGGAGGAGGAAGAGGAGGAGGACGAGCGCGACGAACGCGGGUACCGGGAUGACCGCUGUCCCGCCGAGGCGCCGGGGGACGUGAGCGCCAGGACACGCAGCGGCGGCGGGGGCAGGAGCGCCACCAGCGCCAUGCCGCCCCCGAUGCCCAAUGGCAACCUCCAUCCACACGACCCCCAAGACCUCGGGCACAAUGGCAAUGUGGUGGUGGUCGGGCGACCCAACGGAUCUCGGGGACCCCGCCGGGCUCUCCAGAAGCCUCACCCUGCGGGGGGUCGGCGGGGCGGCCGGCCGGCGGCUGGAGGCCUUUGCCUACAGCCCACGGACUGCGGGACGUGCGUGCCGGAGGAGCCCCCGGGGCCCCCCAUGGACUGGGAGGCUCUGGAGAAGCAUCUGGCUGGACUGCAGUUCCGGGAGCAGGAGGUGCGGAACCAGGGCCAGGCGAGGACCAACUCCACCUCCACCAGGCAGUUGGGUUACCUGUCGCCAGGUGACAAGGAACUGAGGAGAGUGAUGUCCUGUUUGCUUUCUCACAGCCUGCAGAGUGGGAUGAACCUGCAGAUCUGCUUUGUCAAUGACAGUGGCAGUGACAAGGACAGUGAUGCUGAUGACAGUAAGACCGAAACCAGCUUGGACACCCCACUGUCUCCCAUGAGCAAACAGAGUUCUUCCUAUUCCGAUAGAGACACUACUGAAGAAGAAUCUGAAUCCCUGGAUGACAUGGAUUUUCUCACAAGGCAAAAGAAAUUGCAAGCUGAAGCCAAAAUGGCCCUUGCCAUGGCCAAACCAAUGGCCAAAAUGCAAGUAGAAGUGGAAAAACAGAACAGGAAGAAGUCUCCGGUCGCUGAUCUACUGCCACACAUGCCUCAUAUAAGUGAGUGCUUGAUGAAAAGGAGUUUAAAGCCUGCCGACCUGAGAGACAUGACCAUCGGGCAGCUACAGGUGAUAGUCAAUGACCUCCAUUCCCAGAUAGAAAGCCUGAAUGAGGAACUGGUGCAGCUGCUCCUCGUCCGGGACGAGCUGCACACAGAGCAGGAUGCCAUGCUGGUGGACAUCGAGGACCUGACCAGACAUGCUGAAAGCCAGCAGAAGCACAUGGCAGAGAAAAUGCCUGCAAAGUGAAGGGACACCACCCACCCAGAGGGCAAGCUGGAAUUUAUUUUGCUUCUGUGACUGUAAAAAUGCUGUUGCUAAAGGUGGCGCAGAAACAAAUAUCAGUGUUAGUCAUUGAUGAUGUCUGAAGCUUAACGUCCAGUGAUUGGCCUUUGCUUCUUAAUUUAUUUUAAUUUUUUACUGUGCCACUAAAUAUCAGGCAUUUUAAUAAAAUAUUGUUACAAAAAAUGUACAGUACUUACACCAUCACAAACCAUGGUUAAUCAGAGAAGGUAGUUUUAACUUUAUUUUUGUUUGUUUAGGGAUUCUAAGUUGGAGCAGUAUUUUGCAUUGACUACUUUCAUUCUUCACUGUAGUUUUAAGGACUGUAAAUGACGGUGCUACCCCAGUCAGAAAUACAUGCCUGCCUCGUAGUGAACUUGUAACUCCCGGUAACAUGUAUAUUUGAAUCAGUUUUCAACAUUUUGUGAAUGUUGACUACCUGAAGUUCAUUUUUAGAUGUGCUAUUAACAUUCUGUUGGAUUCAGAAGGUUCCUUGAAAGUUUUAUGUAUAAAUAUGUAAAAUAAAAAUUAAAACUUUGUUUCAUAUGAUA
Messenger RNA from Condylura cristata (star-nosed mole), 2330 nucleotides. Its product is annotated as schwannomin-interacting protein 1. Lineage: Eukaryota; Metazoa; Chordata; Mammalia; Eulipotyphla; Talpidae. The transcript has 10 exons. Gene Ontology annotation, biological process: positive regulation of hippo signaling. The record is from RefSeq and is a predicted model, not a curated record. Bases 103 to 1746 code for a protein of 547 amino acids. Gene Ontology annotation, cellular component: plasma membrane; cell junction.